AUGCAACUCGCUAAAGGACUCGUCGUCGCCGCCAUUGCCGUUAUGAUGUGCUUUGUCCCUACCACCGCCACUGCCGACGUUGCCAAGGAAAACACGCCCAACGCGAUCGGUGCCGACUAUGCCCUCUUUUGGUUCCUUACGAGAGAAAACUGGGUCCGCCGAUGGUGCAUCCGCGUGGUCUCGCACAGAUAUUUCGACGGCUUUAUUAUAUUCUGCAUCGUGCUUAACACCGUCGUAUUAGCCAUAGUGGACUUCUCCGUCGUCGACGAGGGCCUGAACCCGACGAGUCACGGCAAGAAGUUCCAGAACGGCGCGCUCGUCGACGCGUACUCGAUGGCCAACCACGUCGUGGAGAUCUUCGAGUUCGUGCUCACGGGGAUUUUCACGCUCGAGUGCGUCCUGAAACUCGUCGCGCUCGGGGUCAAGGGCAAGGGCUCGUACUGGAAGGACUCGUGGAAUGUCGUCGACUUCUUCAUGCUCUUCGCAAGUUUUGUCGCGGAGAUUCCAGGCAUGCCCAACAUCUCCGAGUUCCGCGCCGUUCGAGUGCUGCGGCCACUGCGGUCCCUGUCGGCCUUCCCAGGCAUGCGGCGCCUCAUCACCGCUCUGCUCAACGCCAUCCCGGCCCUGCAGAGCGUCGUGGCGCUGCAGAUGUUCGCGUUCCUCAUCUUUGGCAUCCUCGGCAUCCAGCUAUUCGGCGGCCGCAUGGGCCACGUGUGUCGCUUGACGGAGUUCCCGGUGCGGAUGCCAGCGACUGCGGCCAACUCGUGGCCGGUCUCGGACGCGUAUCUGGAGCGAGUGAUCGCUAACGCGUCCGCUUUCCGAUGUCUGGAGGCCCCGUUGCUCGACUUCAGCGACGCCACCUUCGACUACGGCAAAGACACUUCGCCCUGGAGGACGCCGCAAGACUGCUUCUGGCCGCUUGACUACAGUGUCCGGCAGCUAUGCGCAGAGCCCUCACACCCGGGAGGUUACCGAUGCCGUGCCGGAAGCACGUGUGGCUCCAACUACGACGCGUUCGGGAAUCCCCGAUUCCGACACAGCAAGGCCAUGCAGGAGGCCCUGCACACGGCCAAGCUCAACUGGGGCUUCACCACCUACGACCACAUCGGCCGCGCGCUGCUCACCAUCUUCCAGUCCGUCACGGAGGAAGGCUGGACGCUCAUCAUGUACAUGACGAUGGACGCGUCGCACCCGGUGGUCGGUGCGUGCUUCGCCAUCGCUCUCAUUAUCUUCGCGUCAUAUUUCGUCAUGAACUUGACGAUCGCCGUCAUCAGCGAGGAGUUCAAAAUGGCUUUGAAGAUCGUUGGGCUGGGAUGGAAGGGGUACAUUCGUGACAAGUUCAACGCCUUCGAUGCUGUCAUUGUCGGUUCCGAUAUACUCGAGGCCGCCAUGGAGCCGCCGUCGUUCCUUGUGUCAACGCACAGUGCCUUGGAGAGUACGCACUCGAAGAAGGUUGACUACAACUGCAAGGUUCCUCGCAGCAACUUCGAUACGUUGCCAUGGGCAAUAGCGACGGUAUUCCAGGUCAUCACGGGCGAUAACUGGAGCGCUGUUCUGUACGAUGCUAUCCGAGGCAACGGCAUGUUUGCCUCCGUCUACUUUACCAUACUGCAGGUAAUGUUGGGCGACUUUGUCUUAAUGAAUCUCUUCCUAGCGUUACUGCUGGACAAUUUCGCCGCUACGAGCGAGAGUAGCACAUCGGAAACCCAGGCGAAAAGACCGAGCACGCUCAUCAAGCGGCGAUCCAAGAUCUCCCCCAUCGAAGCAAACAAGCAGCGAAUCAUACGUCGGAUGGUGGUGGCUCGAACAGGUUCGUCCGAUCUUCACUGGCAAACCCCACGAGAGGGCAGACACAACUCCGCGCGCUCUGCAUCAGCAUUGCAGCCACACGACUCAGCUACGCAGAUCAAUAGCUUUGCAUCCAACCGGACACUGAUCGGCCACGGUCUGCAGCACUUUGAUACCGGUUCAAUCCUGCUGCUUGCCAACAUUUCGGACACUAACAGCGUCCUCCAGACGCUUCUACCUCUGCGAGAUCUGCGAGCGCUUCGGCCACUGCGAAUGAUCAGUCGACGGCCGGGCCUGAAGCUGGUUGUGAGCGCGCUGAUCGAGUCCAUUCCUGCAGUGUUGAACGUGGUGUUUCUCUCCAUGGCUCUGUUCCUAUUGUUUAGUAUUGCAGCAGUGCAUUUUCUCAAGGGGAGGUUCCGAGCGUGCACUGGGGACGUUCUUGACUCGCUACCGACAGACCAGAAGGAAUUUCUGGUCUCGCCCGCGCCUUGGGACGCGCUGUCGGACGUCCAGCGCAGCUGGUUCAGCGGCUCCGUGUGCGAAGGCUUCCCGACCGAAGAGCUCACGUCGCAGUACGUGUGCGAGUGCUGGGGGGCGACGUGGAAGCCCGUGCUGUCCAAGAACUUCGACAACUUGGGGUCGGCCAUGCUGACGUUCUUCAUCCUGUCGACCUCCGAGAACUGGUCGGAGAUCAUGAAGGCCGCGUGCGACGCCACGCGCCCCGGCAUGCAGCCAAUUGUCAACAAUAAUGAGCUGUGGAUCGUCUUCUUCAUCGUGUUCAUGGUCGUGGGCAGCUUCUUCGUCAUGAACGUCUUCGUGGGGGUCAUCAUCGAAAACUUCAACACGAUGAAGGCCAAGCUGGGCGGGGACUUCCUGCUCACGCCCGAGCAGAAGAAGUGGAUGGAGGCGCAGAAGUCGGCCACGCGCAUCGGCCCCAUCCGCAUGGUCAAUGCGCCGACACAAGUGCUUCGUCGUGUCUGCUUCAGCAUAGUGAGAACGCGAUUCUUUGAAGGCUUCGUCAUGAGCUGCAUACUCGUGAACACGCUGCUCAUGGCGAGCCAGCACUUUGGUGAAUCCCCGCAGCAGCUAAGCGCGACGUACUUCGUGAGUGAGUUGAGCACGGGGAUAUUAGCGAUCGAGGCCGCGAUGAAGAUUUUGGGGUACGGCCGAGCGUACUUUGAGGACAACUGGAACCGGUUCGACUUUCUCAUCGCGAUCGGCACUGUGUUUGGCACCAUCGCGCAGACCUUGGCUUCGAGUUCUCUAUGGACACUUACGAUGAUGGUGCGGCUCAUCCGCGUGGCGCGCAUCUUCUGCCUCGUCGAGUCUUCAAACAGCAUCCGAGCGAUCCUGUCGACGGUGUACAUCUCGCUACCUGGGCUCAGCAACAUCACGUCCAUUCUGUUCCUGAUUCUUUUCGUGUACUCCACUAUGGGUGUGCAUUUGUUCGCCAAGGUGGCGUUAACCAGCGAUAUCGACCGCCAUGCUAACUUCCAGAGCUUCGGCGUGGGCUUUCUCUUCCUCUUACGCGCCGCAACGGGCGAGUCGUGGGACCAUUGUAUGUACGACUUGGCCUCGAGCACUCUACGGUGUGUGAGUGACCCACAGUACGACCCGGGCAUGUGUGGGUUCAACAACUCGGAGGACUGUACCCCGUUAAAUGGUUGCGGGAAUCCGGUCGCGUACUUUUUCUUCUGCUCGUUCACGCUGAUCGUGUCGUACGUGAUGCUGAAUCUGACGGUGGCGGUGGUGCUGGAAGGGUUCGCCUCCUCCCAGCAAGAAGACGACGAUGACGACGCCAUAUUCGUGCCGGAGUUGCUGGAGGAGUUCCAAUAA
Molecule: messenger RNA, 3624 nt
Organism: Phytophthora sojae
Lineage: Eukaryota; Oomycota; Peronosporomycetes; Peronosporales; Peronosporaceae
Exons: 8
Coding region: 1-3624 (1207 amino acids)
Biological process (GO): calcium ion transmembrane transport
Cellular component (GO): voltage-gated calcium channel complex; voltage-gated sodium channel complex; plasma membrane
Molecular function (GO): voltage-gated calcium channel activity; voltage-gated sodium channel activity
Source: RefSeq, a predicted model, not a curated record